This is a messenger RNA of Psylliodes chrysocephalus, 1938 nucleotides long. The record is from the annotation of a GenBank genome assembly. NCBI's taxonomy places the organism in Eukaryota, Metazoa, Arthropoda, Insecta, Coleoptera, Chrysomelidae.
AUGUCGAAAGAUGCAAAAAGUAUGGUUUGGGACUAUUUGGUCUUCAUUAUAUUCGUGAUAGCCAGUACGUUCGUGGCAGUAUAUUCGAAGUUUUUCGGACCCAAAGAAAAGACGAAAGCUGAUUACGUUUUUGCGGCUGGAAAAGUAUCAAUGGCGGCCAUGAUGUUGAGUAUAGCUAGAGGGACGCUAGGAGUACGGUCGUUUCUAGGUUAUCCUUCGGAACUAUUCUACAGAGGAGCCACAAUGUGGGAGACCCUCUACGGCAUGGUCCUGGCCUAUCCGAUAGUUUGUUUUAUAUUCGUUCCAGUGUAUUUCAGCCUCGGAAUAACUUCUGUUUAUCAAUAUUUACACCUCAGGUUCAAAUCCCAGUUCGUGAAGCAAUUGGCGUCCGGGACGUACAUCGUGAGAGCUCUGCUCAACCAGGGUGUGACAGUUUUCACUCCUUGUGUAGCUCUUAACACUGUUAUUGGAAUUCCUUAUUGGGCUUCCAUCUCAGGCAUUUCGAUAGUCAGCAUUAUUUUCAAUAUACUGGGAGGUCUGAAGGCUGCCAUUUGGGCCGAUGUGAUGCAGGGCGUUACUAUGAUCAUAGUCAGCAUGGCCAUCAUAUUUCAAGGAUGUUUCGAAGCAGGUGGUCCUGCCAGAGUCGUCUCGAUUAACAAGGAGGAUGGAAGGCUAAAUUUUUUCAAUUUUAGCUUUGAUCUGACUACAAGAGUUACAACUACCUCGGCCAUAAUUGGACAACUGUUUAUGUCAGUUUCAAUUUUUGGAUGUCAACAAAAUUUCGUUCAAAGGUAUUGCAGCAUGGACUCGCAGAAACAAGUAACAAGGACCAUGAUGUGGAACAUCCCCGUAAUCACCGUACUAUUCAGUUUAUCCUGGGUGGUAGGAAUGGUGGUUUACGCGGUCUACGCCAGCUGUGAUCCACUGUCGGCAGGAUACAUUCAGAAAUAUGACGAAGUCCUUCCAUUUUUCGUGGAGGAUCGUUUCAGCUAUUUGCCAGGCAUUUUGGGAUUGUUUAUGGCUAGCCUUUUCAAUGGGGCGCUUAGCUUGAACGUGUCGAAUCUCAACUCCCUAGCGACGGUGACCUUCGAGGACUUCAUCCGUCCGAUUCCCAUAUUCAGUAAUCUGAAGGACUCCCGACAACUGUGGGCCAUCAAAUUCAUCGGGGUCGUUUAUGGGCUGGUCAUCAUGGGAAUCAGUUUCGGAGUCGGUCUGUUGGAUGGCGUCAUAGAAUCCUCCAUGUUGGUCACUUCGGCCACUUCGGGGCCUCUGCUCGGAGUAUUCGUGAUGGCACUGCUAAUUCCGUGCGCCAAUUGGAAGGGAGCUUCCGUUGGUAUGAUCGCAGGACACAUGGUCACGCUGUGGAUUACGUUUGGAGGUUUAACGAUUGAAAAACCACCAGCAAACUAUCUAGAUUUACAUACCGAUGGAUGCAGCAAUUCUUCAUUCAACCCUCACAUUUUAUUACCCGAACAUAACGUUCUAAGCUGGACGCCGACUACAACUCCUUUACCUUACUUCAUCUACAACGACACGCAUAGUCUGUUGAACACUACUAGAGCCGCUCCUUCAGAUCCUCUUACACAGCUCUACUCGGUCACGUAUAUGUACUACUCCUGCAUCGGUUGCUUCAUCACGAUCCUCUUCGGAUGGGCCGUUUCCUACUUUACCGGCAGCGAGAAUGACAGAUAUGACGAAGAACUCAUUCACCCGCUCGCUCGUAAAAUGGCGAACAUUUUUCCCGGUAAGAAACGAAUUUAUUCGCAAAAAGCCGAGUGUCUCGAUGAAAAAUCCGAAAAGCACGGAAAGAGUGACAGCUACAUGCAACCCUCUACAAGUCUGAGUACCCAAGACCUCAAAAAAGGAAGCAUUAACCCUACUUUUAGCCCGGAUAUGACGGAUGGGUCUGUCGACGGUAUUUUCAAAACGAAAUUGUGA